UUCCACACGGAAUUCUCCUGAAUUGCCAUUCAGAAGAGCAGUUGUCCAAGAAAUAUGCUGCUAAUGUUGAUUUCUUACAUUGUGACAUAAUGAGAAUGGCCGCAAACAUUCAGAUCAGCUUGAGAUACCCAUUCCCCCCCCCCCCCCCCCCCCAAUCCUAUUUAUUGAAUAUUAGUUAUCGUGGAAUUAUCGUCUAAUACCGAUAAAGCGUUAAAAUGCCAAUAUCAGCAGAUCAUUUCGGCGACGCAGUAUAUCGGUCAGCUUCUAAUUGAAACCUCACCACCACAGACUUUUUUCUUCUUUUUUUUUAACAUGCAAAAUGUGUGAGUUGCUGCAUGGAAGAGUUCAGUAUUAUUGUUUUCCGUUGUUUCUCGGAUAUGCAUUUUAUUUAGUUGGGAUGACUUGAGCUCGAGUACUAGGCUACAUUGUAAAUUACCCCUGGGUGAAGUGGCUAACUUAAGCAUUCUACGUCUUUUAUCUGUAUCAUGAUUACGGUCAAUGUUACGCAACAACUUGAAUGCUAAAUUAUAUUAUUUGGUUUGUUUAACAAUUAAAAAUACUUGAAAUAUGAACCCCCCCCCAACAACAACAACAAACCUCCAGCUCUUAAUGUAACUUUUAGAAGAGGCGGAGCAUCAGACUGGUUGCCUCCCACAGUGGACCAAUGUUCCAGCCAUAGAUAUGGGAUUUCCGAAACUAGCUGAGCGUUGUUCCGUAGCACAUGCACAGAAGUUAUGGGGUUUUAGCUAUUGGGGAGAUGUGUCCAGAACAGAAUAAAACGUGCUCCCUUGCCACAUUGAAAAGGGUUAGAUUAAUACCAGGUGAUCAUUCUGAGAAGACAAUUAUCUCUGGUUGUAAUGAAAAGAAACUUCAGCACGCUGAUGAUCUUAAUGCGACACAGAUGAAGGAUUUUACACCAAUUUGACCCUUCAUCAGAAUUUAUUUUCUGGUUGUGAGUCAAUGUUGAUUUCUUACAUUGUGACAAGAAUGACAUGAGAAUGGCCACAAGCCGUUCAGAUCAGCUAUUUAUUGAAUAUCAGUUAUUGGUGGAAUUAUCGACCGAUAUAGGGUUAAAAAUGCUGAUAUAGGCCGAUUGUCGGUGAUGCGAUGUAUUGGUCAGGUUCUAAUUGAAACUUCUGAAAGACCUCAUAUCAUGGGGAUUAAGAGACUUUGUAUUUGAGCCGAACACUGCACCUUGCCAUCAAUAACCUGCAGUAUACUGCGUUUGCACUAGACUAUAUGCACUGUAUAUAUUUGUUAAGGCAGCAUCCUUUCCUCUGCAUAUCCCCUCUAUAAAUUGUAUCUACUCCAGAAUGUUAUGUUUACUGUAAGUAUGUUGACUGUGUCUGUAUUCUGUUAGUACACUGUCUAUUGCUGGCAGCGCCUACUCACCAAGUCAAUGUACUGUACUUGACGAAUAGGGAUUCUGAUGCCCUCUGCUGGCCAGACACUGAUUUUAUGGAUCACUCACAGAUCCAGGCCAAAAGCCAAGUUUCGAAUUCAGUGGAAGCCACACCUACUGCUCAGAACAAACCAUUAAUCCGGGAAACAAGCAUCUCUCUCUGACUCUGCUGCUCAGUCUGAUAGGGUGUGUUUCACCAUGGCAGAAGCUGUUUUUGAUAAGGAUUUGAUGACCUGUUCAAUCUGUCUGGAUCCACUGAAGGAUCCAGUGACUACUGCCUGUGGACACAGUUACUGUAUGGGCUGCAUUAAAGAAAGCUGGGAUCAGGAUGAUGGGAAAGGUGUCUACAGCUGUCCCCAGUGCAGGCAGACCUUCACCCCAAGGCCUGUUCUGGGGAAAAAUACUCUACUGAACGAAUUGGUGGAGAAACUGAAGAUGACAGGACAAGCUGCUCCUCCUGCUUACUGUUAUGCUGGACCUUUAGAUGUGGGGUGUGACAUCUGCGCUGGGAGAAAACUCAAAGCUGUCAAGUCCUGUCUGCUGUGUCUUGCCUCUUACUGUGCGACUCACCUAAAACUUCACAAUGACCUCAACCAAGGAAAAAAACACAAGUUGAUUGAUGCUACUAGACUACAGGAGAAGAUUUGCACUCGCCAUGACAAACUGCUGGAGGUUUACUGUCGUACCGAUCAGCAAUGUAUCUGUCUGCUGUGUGUGAUUGAUGAUCAUAAAGGCCAUGAUAUAGUCGCCGCUGCAGAAGAAAGGACUGAAAAACAGAAGCAGUUGGGGGGAAAUAAUCUGAAAUCCCAGCAGAGAAUCCAGAAGAGAGAGAAGGAGAUGCAGGAGCUGAGACGGGCUGUGGACUCUCUGAAGCGCUCUGCACAAGCGGAAUUGUUUGACAGCGAGAGGACCUUGACUGAGCUCAUCCACUCCGUUGAGAAAAGGCGCUCUGAGGUGAAGGAGCUGAUCAGUGCCUAAGAGAAGGCUCAAGUGAGUCGAGCUAAAAGGCAUCUGAAGCAACUGGAGCAAGAGGUCGCUGAACUGAGGAGGAGAGAUGCUGAGCUAAAGCACCUGUCACACACAGAAGAUCACAUCCAUUUCCUCCAGCAUUUCCAGUCUCUCUGUGUCCCUCUUGGAUCUGAGGGCACACCCAGCAUCAUUGUCACCUUUGAGCACGUGAAGAAAUUUGUCACUGAACUGAAAGAGCGACUACAAGACAUCUGCAAGGAGGAAAUGGACAGAAUAUACGGGAAAGUGACUAAAGUUCCAAACAUUCGCCCUUCUGAGCCCAAGACCAGAGAGGAGUUCUUAGAAUACUGCUGCCCGCUGACAUUGGAUCCCAACACAGCAAAUAAACUCCUGUGUCUGUCUGAGGGGAACAGAAAGGUGACCAGGAGUCAUAAGAUCCAGACCUAUCUCAACCAUGAACAUAGAUUUAACCACUGGAAACAGGUGUUGUGUAAAGAGGGUGUCUGGAGUGUGUCUGAACCCUGCUACUGGGAGGUAGAGUGGACCGGGGUGGAGGUUGAUGUAGCCGUCUCAUAUAAAGGGAUCAGCAGGAGAGGAAGUGGUCAUGAGUGUUGGUUUGGUGCUAAUGACCAGUCCUGGAGGUUGUACUGCUCUGCAACUAGAUGCUGUUUCUACCAUAAUGGUAGAGAGACUUCUAUCCCCGCCAUCCGCUCAGACUCCAGAGUCGGAGUGUACCUGGACCACGGGGCAGGAAUUCUGUCCUUUUACAGCGUGACUGUCUCAGACACCAUGACCCUCCUCCACGGAGUCAAGACCACGUUCACUCGGCCCCUCUACCCUGGGUUUGGGGUUGGUUCAUCUGUGAGGAUACUGACACCAUUUUUGAGUAGUAACUAACUUAAUAUGUACGGUGUCAAAUAUGAACCUAGAUUACAGUACUUCCCUAUGGAACUACUGUGCAAAUAGAAAACUAUCAGGAACACAUUGUAAAGUGGGAUGGUUAUUUGUGUACUUUUUGGAAACUUUUAAAAAGCUGCGUUGAUUGUCAUCAAGCAUACUCUCUGUGUGUACAGCGAACAAUAAGUUCAGCUGCUGUUCAACAUAUUCAAUGCCAACCAUAAGACAAUGUUUUUAGACUUUGCGAUGUAAGUAGGGUAGUAUAUUGGUCACUUUGUACUUUUCUAACCAUAACUAGCCAUAACUCUGCCUUACCAUAUAGUAAUGUAUGUAUACUAUGCACUACUCUACUAUAUUAGUUCAUUAAAAGUGAGAGUGAUUUGUU
This is a messenger RNA of Oncorhynchus nerka (sockeye salmon), 3653 nucleotides long. RefSeq names its product E3 ubiquitin/ISG15 ligase TRIM25-like. Gene Ontology annotation, molecular function: zinc ion binding. The transcript has 6 exons. NCBI's taxonomy places the organism in Eukaryota, Metazoa, Chordata, Actinopteri, Salmoniformes, Salmonidae. Bases 1601 to 2380 code for a protein of 259 amino acids. The record is from RefSeq and is a predicted model, not a curated record.